Pyrenophora tritici-repentis Pt-1C-BFP is the source of this 270-nucleotide messenger RNA. The record is from RefSeq and is a predicted model, not a curated record. Lineage: Eukaryota; Fungi; Ascomycota; Dothideomycetes; Pleosporales; Pleosporaceae.
AUGCGUAUUUUGCAAGCGAACCCACACUGGCUUGAAUUGGCCAAUGUGAAUCAGCAGCUUCUCGAGUCGAAGCAGCGUGAAGCAGAAACCAACAACAAACUCACACAGGCUAUGUCUAUGGUACAGUCGGCGCUUCCGCGAGGCCAGUACGAUUACGAGAUUGCUGGUUCCUCUUAUCCAGGUCCUGGUGAUAUGCGAACAUUCGGCGGCCCGCCAUCUGGCGCUCCGUCAUGGCAGGGCCACAACCCUCAGCAGUUUCAACCUGCCUAG